Molecule: messenger RNA, 992 nt
Organism: Chrysemys picta bellii (western painted turtle)
Lineage: Eukaryota; Metazoa; Chordata; Testudines; Emydidae
Product: serum amyloid A-5 protein-like
Cellular component (GO): extracellular region
Source: RefSeq, a predicted model, not a curated record
GCUUCCAGAAAGCUCAAAGCCAGAUUGGUCAACAGGGCAUUGAGAAUGGACAGUACAGCUAUGGUCUGUUGUGUUUACAAGUCAUAGAAUUCUGUUGGGCUAAUGAGCAGGACUGAUUUAGCACUGUUUCACAAUACCUUCCCGAUCAUGAUGACUUUAUUCAGAUUACAUUCCCAUAAGAGCCACACUGACCAUUUACAAGAUCUGCUGUUUAGUUUACAAACUUUAGAGGGCAAAGUCUGACCUGAACUAGCAGAUAUUUACCUGCAUUUUUCCAGUUAGAAUCAAUAGGAGUUUUACAUGUUAUCGCCCAAUUUACUGCAGUAAAUUCCCAACAGAAGCAAUGUUUGUAUUCAACAAGCAAAAAAUUGCCCAAUUUGAAUUUAGUCAGGUUUCUGUAAAUUAUUUCAAAAUUUGCUCUUUGAGAUAAGGCUUCCUAUAAAUAUAGUACCAUUUUUCUUGUGAGACCAUCAGAAAGGAUUCCAUUUCUCAAGGGCUUUGCAAUACAGGAGCGCCUAAAUAAGUGAACAAUGAAGUUCUACAAUUGCAUAUUGUUGUUGUCCCUGGUACUGUGUGUCAGUGCCCAGAACUGGUUCACUGAUGCUGGAGCAUUCAUAAGGGAUGCUUAUCUAGGCGCUGGAGAUAUGUGGCGUGCAUACAGCGACAUGCGGGAGGCAAAUUAUAAAAAUGCAGAUAAAUAUUUCCAUGCUCGUGGGAAUUAUGAUGCUGCCCAAAGAGGGCCUGGCGGUAAAUGGGCAGCAGAAGUUAUUAGUGAUGCUAGGGAAGAUUGGCAGGGUGGCAUUAGUGGCAGAGGAGCAGAAGACACACGUCAAGACCAGGAGGCAAAUAAAUGGGGCAGAAAUGGAGGAGACCCAAACCGCUACAGACCAGAGGGCCUUCCCUCAAAAUACUAAUGCAGCCUGUAAUACUUUACAGUGGUUCCAUUUUUCUACCCAGUUGUGCAAAACCACAAUAAAUAAAAUCUUAAAUUU